Sporothrix brasiliensis 5110 is the source of this 315-nucleotide messenger RNA. RefSeq lists its product as uncharacterized. The transcript has 3 exons. Bases 1 to 315 code for a protein of 104 amino acids. The record is from RefSeq and is a predicted model, not a curated record. NCBI's taxonomy places the organism in Eukaryota, Fungi, Ascomycota, Sordariomycetes, Ophiostomatales, Ophiostomataceae.
AUGCCCAGCUCCUCUUCCCCCUUUUCUGGGCCGUCCAAGAAGGCCAACAUUUCGGCGUGGCAAGAGAGACUCAUCGAAGCCUGCCGCGAUUGCAAUAUCGACCCCCCAGAUUUCCAAGUCGUUUCCGAUCAGCGAGGAGGACGCACUGCCUGGUCAAGCCGGGUGUCCGUCUACGGAUAUGUCUUUGCGGCGCGGUAUUGGUACGAUGGUAAGAACGUCAACAAUGCAAAGGAAGAUGCUGCUGAGAUGGCACUGGCCUGGCUGACGGGGGGAUCCAACCCGAGCUCCCCGUCGACUUCCCGUUCCGGGUGGUAA